Bipolaris sorokiniana ND90Pr is the source of this 1154-nucleotide messenger RNA. RefSeq lists its product as uncharacterized. The transcript has 2 exons. Bases 30 to 1154 code for a protein of 374 amino acids. The record is from RefSeq and is a predicted model, not a curated record. NCBI's taxonomy places the organism in Eukaryota, Fungi, Ascomycota, Dothideomycetes, Pleosporales, Pleosporaceae.
CCCUGAUUUCUACCAUCACCUCCGGCACCAUGACUUCCACAGGUGCCAGCGACGGCAAGAAUGAUACCGAGAACCAUCCCGAGCCGUCUAAUGAAGCUAUCAAACAACCUACUCUGACCGAAAAGAAACAAUCAUUAUCCUGGAUUGGAAUGAAUGAGUUACAGCUUGAGAUUCAGCGCUUGAAAAGCGACAUUGAUACGCGCAACGCUUACACUCGGAGUCUCGAGCGGGAUAAUGCAAAGGCUGCUUCCGUAGUGUUAGAGAACGAAGUACUUCGCAAAAAAGUGGAUGAGCUCAUCAAGAACUUAGAGAGCAAAGACACCGAACUAUAUAUGCUCAGAAGUGCUCUCGCUAGCUCAGCCAAAACAGCUGAAGAGGCAGCCCACAUGCGCGUCCAGAUGGAGGCUUUCCCAAUAAUUUCUCUCGGUCUUGCGUUUUCGAUGAUUAAUCUGUUGUUGGAGUCUUCAAAGCACGAAGCCCAGGCCGAUGACAUUACUCGCACCCAAGCUUCAGUGAAUGGCCUGCAGAUAAAGCUCACUGCCGAGGAGAACAUCAACAAGCAACUCACUACAGAACUCGCUGAGAGUGAGGAGAAAAUCAAAAACAUCACUGGUGUAGCUGAGACCCUAAGAUCCCAGAACAAGAGUAUUGAGAGCAAAGUCAAAGGCCUACAGAACAAGGUGGAGGGCUUGGAGAAAGUUCGAGAUUGGCACUACAAAGACUAUACCCAGGCAUUGCAACUCUGCAACACCCUCAAACAGGAAUCCGCUAUGCUAAAAGAAGAGAAACGAGCUCUCGCCGAGAAAUUCGCCAGCCAACUACGCGACCUAGGCGGUUUCGUCACAGACCUAGACCUCGUCGCAGAGGAAAUCCGCAUCUACGUCUGCCCGCACAACAAUCUCAGAGGCAUACACUACGCAACGGCGAAAGAAACACAGAUUAAGAAAGUGUGGAGGGUAGCUGGCGAAAUGUGGAAGCGAUGGGAGAAUGAAGCCAAAUUCCUGAAAGCCUAUGAGACAGCGAGGCAAAACAUCUUGGAUCAUACUCGUGCACAUGAGGUUGCGCUUCACCGAAAUGGAGAUUGGUGGCGAGAAAUCAAGGCGGCGUUUGAUGAGCUGGAUAGGAAGAGGCAUUUUUGUACUACGUACACUUGA